ACUUUCUUAUUUUCUCCAAUUUUCAUCAUGCAAACUAUCAAACCCCUCAAUUCUCCUUCAUUUUCUUGCAAUAUUCUCAUCAACCCUAGUAAAAAAAACUCUACAACUCUUCCAAGAAGAGAAUUUCCAUCAUCGUCACCAUCACGACAGUCACUAUCUAAUUUACCUGAACCAAAAUUAUGUCCACUAAAUAUUGACCUGCCCAAAUUAAACCCAUUGCAAAAAGUUGCAUCCUUAGCUUUAGACAUGUUAGAAAAAUCAGUUAUAACCAAGUUAGAAAAAAGACAUAAGCUAAACCGGACAGUUGACCCGGAAAUUCAACUCCAAGGGAAUUUUGCACCGGUUCAAGAAUGUCCGGUUCAGCAUGGUCUUGAAAUAACUGGUAAAAUUCCUUUAAAUUUAAAGGGAGUUUACGUUAGAAAUGGAGCAAACCCGUUAUUCGACCCGAUUAACGGUCAUCAUUUGUUUGACGGUGACGGUAUGAUCCACGCCGUUAAAUUGGACCCACAAAAUGAUAAUGCUAGUUACUCUUGCCGGUUCACUCAAACCAAUCGGUUCAUUCAGGAAGCAGCAAUGAACCGGCCGAUUUUUCCUAAACCAAUUGGCGAAUUACAUGGCCAUUUGGGUUUAGUUAGGCUUGCCCUGUUCUUAGCGCGAGCCAGUUUAGGUUUAGUGGAUGCCACUAAAGGAACCGGCGCAGCUAACGCCGGUUUGUUUUUUUUUAACGGAAGGUUAUUAGCUAUGUCAGAAGAUGAUUUACCAUAUUGUGUUUGUAUUAAGAAUGAUGGUGAAUUAGAAACUAACGGACGUUACAAUUUUAACGGACAAAUAAAUGACCCAUUGAUAGCACAUCCAAAAGUGGACCCUACCACAGGUGAAUUUUAUACAUUGAGUUGUAAUGUAUUGAAAAAACCUUACAUUAAAUUCUUUAAGUUUGACACGUGCGGUAAUAAGUCACGUGACAUUUCGAUUUCUCUCCGGACUCCAUCUGUGAUUCAUGACUUUGCCAUCACGGAAAGUCACGUGAUUAUUCCGGAUUAUCAAGUGGUAUUCAAGUUAUCCGAGAUGUUACGGGGUGGAUCGCCAGUAAUUCAUGAUCCGAAUAAGGUCUCUAGGUUCAGUGUGUUGUCAAAAGAGGAUCAUGACGAGUCGAGAAUCAAAUGGAUCGAAGUUCCCAACUGCUUCUGCAUGCAUCUGUGGAACGCGUGGGAGGAGAACCAUGAGGAAUCAGGCGACCAGAUCAUCGUGAUUAUAGGUUCAUGCAUAAGUCCACCAGGCUCGAUAUUUUCAGGAAGUGAUGAGCCCUUAAAAAGCGAACUGACUGAAAUUCGUCUGAAUCUGAAAACAGGUGAGUCAACCAAACGGAUAAUAGUAUCAGAGCUGAAUCUAGAAGCGGGGCAAGUUAAUAAGACUAGACUCGGUCGAAAAACACGAUACACCUUCAUGGCUAUCGCCGAACCAUGGCCAAAAUGUAGUGGCCUAGCAAAAGUCGAUUUAGUCACUGGAAAUAUUACAAAAUUUUUAUAUGGAGAUAAGCGAUAUGGAGGCGAACCUUAUUUCGUACCGAGCACGAAAGAAGGAGAAGAAGAUGAAGGAUACCUUAUAAGUUAUGUGAGAGAUGAAAAGAAAGAAAAAUCUGAAUUAAUUAUAAUUAAUGCUAAAAACAUGAAACAAGUGGCUUUGGUAAAAUUACCUAAAAGAGUGCCAUAUGGUUUUCAUGGUACAUUUGUUAGUUCACAAGAUUUAUGUAAUCAAUCUUCUUGUUAA
This is a messenger RNA of Capsicum annuum, 1767 nucleotides long. RefSeq names its product 9-cis-epoxycarotenoid dioxygenase NCED6, chloroplastic. The record is from RefSeq and is a predicted model, not a curated record. Gene Ontology annotation, cellular component: chloroplast stroma. NCBI's taxonomy places the organism in Eukaryota, Viridiplantae, Streptophyta, Magnoliopsida, Solanales, Solanaceae. The transcript has a single exon. Gene Ontology annotation, molecular function: carotenoid dioxygenase activity. Gene Ontology annotation, biological process: carotene catabolic process. The coding region runs from base 28 to 1767 and encodes 579 amino acids.